AUCUCGGUUUAGUGGGUUUGAGAGAGCCACUGUUCGGAUUAGGUGGAUCAUGCGCAAGCCAGUGGGCCGCAGAUGACGCUUCCAACAAGGCCACAUGGUCUAACUAGCAGUACGUACGCUGGUUCGAGAGCAACCCUAAUUGCAAGUUGUGGUACGAAGUCAGAGCCGUGGCGCGGGGAAUGCGAGAGGGGCGGUGGGCGCGCAGCUGAGCAGCGACGGCGUGGUGUGCAGCCAGCGGGGGUGUGUCUCUCACCCACCGCGCAUCGGCGUCGUGAGAGUGGCAACUGCAGACUGCUCGUGUAGCAACCCAAUGAUCAUCCGAUUUCGUAGCUAAUGGCGUUCGGACGUAGCUUCCCAGUCUCUCAUCGUCCUAACACGAUUGUAUAUCAUUUUCGCACAAGAAUUUCUUCGCUCGGCAGCGUCCACGUCAGCAUCUAGGGUUGAUGGCCGUUCACGAUACACAUAGCAGCCAGGGGUUUUAAGGGUAAGACUCUCUGCAUUCCUCGCUCCCUCCGCCUCCCCCCUUCUCCCGCCAUGCCGAGCCAAUCCCGGGGGCGGUCCGCCGUCCCAUCCCGCGCGGGCGGGCGCGCGGACGGCCAGUGGGAGGGGCACUGGGACCCGCCCGCCUUCCGGCGAUGGCUGGUGGGGUUCGCGGCGGUGCGGUUCGAUCUGGAGCAGGGGCAGCUGGUGGAGGCGCUGUUCCCCGCGGGCGCGCUGAGCGCGGAGGAGGAGGCGGACGUGGCGUUCUCGUCGUUUCCCGACUCCAUGUCCACCGUGCACAACCGUGCCAGCCUCUAUGAUUGCGUCUUCUUCUUCCGCAUCCGCCGCCGCGGCGUGCCCCCUGCGGACAGCGCUGCGGCGAGCAGUAGCGGCGGCGGCGGCGGCGGCGGCGGAGUUGAUUGCGGCGGGAGUGGCGGUGGCUGCAGCGACGACAAGGCGGAGGGGGAUGGGCGGAGUCCGCUCACCCCGCACUCUCCGCUGCUGCAGCAGCAGCAGGUGCACGUCAGUUUCAGUCGGGGGGCAGCAGGGGGAACAGGGGGAGCAGCGCUGGCGGCCAGUCAGGCGGAGCGGUCCGCCUCGUCCGCGCGGAGGCAGUCCGCGAGCCCGCCGCGGUGGGACCCGGGGACCAAUCGCGCGACGACACCUGGCACGACGCCGCGGCGAGGUAUCAGCGUGGGGCGGGGCGGGGGCGCGGCGGGCGCGGUGGCGGAGAGCAUGAGCGCGCCCGCGUCGUCCCUCACCAGCCCCACCGGGCUCCUCGCUUCCGCCCCCUCCCCCUUCGCGCGCCUGGACAGAUGCGCCACUGAGCCGCUCAAGGGGGGCGAGGCGGGGGAGGAGGGGGAAGUACAAUGGCGCGCUCAGGCGGAGGCAGGCGCGCUGAGACACUCCGCCAGCGCGAGGGGGAGCGCGGGGCUGGCGCAGGGCGCAGGAAGGGAGGAGGAAGUCGCGGUGUACAGGUCAGCUUCUGUGGGGGCGGGGGGGCGGAUGCAGGGGCAGAGUGAAGGGGAGGGCGGAAGAGGGGCAGGGGGAGGGGCGGGGGGAGGAGGAGGCGGAGGCGGAGCAUUGGCGGGGGUGCGGAGCGGGCCGCGGUACUUGUACGGGUUUGUGUUCAACCGGCAGCGGCACGACGAGCGCCUGCCGCGGGGCGGCGAGCAGAAAUCGGUGGUGGUGCUGUCGGCGCGCCCCUUCUCCUCCGCCUUCCGCCGCCUCGCACAGGUCGUUGGGCCGCUCUACUUCGACCGUGGGCCAAUCGCGUUCGUCCAGGUGGCGGCGUGGGUGUCGCUGUGGCCGGCGCCGUACCAAGCGAGCAGCAGCAGCAUCGAGACAACCAGCAGCAGCGGCGGUCGGCGCAGCAGUGUGAUGGAGCUGCCCGUGGGGCCGCGCACCUCGCUGCGCGUGCAGCUGCCGCCCGCCCACACGCUUCCCCCCGCCUCGCACUCCCCCCUGGACGACUUCACCGCCGCCAUGGCGCCCGCCCCUCUCAACACCUCCGCACCGCAGGGCAUUUUCCACGACGCGGACGUGUUUGGCAUCUUCACGGGGGUGGUGGCGCAGCUGUGGGUGCUGUGGGAGCUGCUGCUCAUCGGCGAGCCACUGCUCGUGCUCGCCCCCACGCCCGCGCAGUGCUCCGAGGCCGUGGCGGCGCUCGUGGGGCUCAUCGCGCCGCUGCCGUGCUCGCUGGACUUCCGGCCCUACUUCACCAUCCACGACCCCGACUUCCCCCUGCUCAACGCGCUGCGCGACGGCGACCCCAUCCCGCCCGUGGUGCUGGGCGUGACGAACCUCUUCUUCCUCAAGGCGCUCAAGCACCUCCCCCACGUGCUCUCCAUCGGCCGCCCGCCGCACGGUGGCCACGGCGUGGCGGGCGCCGCGCGGUACGGCGUGGGGGCGGGCGGCAGCCUGCAGCCGAACGGGCAGGUGGCAGUGCGGGAGAGCGUGGCGCGGCUGCCCCAGCAGCAGCAGCAGUCGCCGCUGAGACGACUGGCCACCAGCGGCCUGCUGAGUGUGUUUUCAGCGGGCACGAGAGGCGUGGCGCGCAUGCGGAGGGAGGGCCCACUCUCGCUCAUGGCGGAGCACCGCGAGGCGCUGUGGACCAACCACGUGCCCGCAGUCAAGGCCGACACUGCCGUGCUCAACCGCCUCGUAGACACCUCCACCGCUUUGCACCCCUCCUCCUCCUCCCUCCGCCCCCACCGCUCCGCUUCCUCCGCCUCUGCUGCUGCUGCCUCCCCUGCUGACGUCGGCUCUCUAGCCUCCUCUGCUGCUGCUGCAGGGGUGGCAGCAGGGGCUGGGGGCGGCGGCAUCUCGCUCUCGUCCACGCGCCCCGCCUCCGCCUCCGCCCCCUCCUCCGCCGCCUCGUCCUUCUUCAGCCUCCCCGGCGCCGUCGCCGGGUCGCUGCUGGCAGGCGUGGCGGGGGUGACGGGGCUGGACGACUCGCCUGCUGAUGGCUCCGCCCCAGGAGGGGCAGCAGCAGCGGGGGCGGCGCGGCAGGCGACGUCGAUGGAGACAGUGGCGAUGGUGAACAACGAGAUCCUCAGAAGGCACUUCAUCGAGCUCACCACCAACUUCCUCGCCCCCUUCGGCCCCUUCCUCCGUGCCGCCGCGCCCCCCGAAGACACCUCGCCCUUCUGUGACCCGCCGCCGCUCCUCCCUUUCGACGCCGCGGACUUUCUCGGGCAGCUGGCUGCCCGCGGCCCGGGGAAGUUCCUGGCGAAGAGGCUGCAGGCGGGCAGGUGGCUGGAGGUGUACAGAAGGUUUCUGGAAGGGCCCAACUUCAUGCCGUGGUUCCAGCGGCGGCGCGCCGUGGCGGAGGCGGAGCAGCACCGGCUGUGGCGGGCGGCGCGGCUGAGGGCGGACGCGAGGAAGUUUGUGGAGGGCAUGGGCGAGGGCGAGCUGAUGGAGGCGUUCUCGUGCCUUGCGACGCAGAUGGCGGACGAGCGACAGGCGUGGCGGCGAGCCGGCGAGCCCCCAGCAGUGGGCAAGCUGAGGGGCGACCUGCGAGUGGUCUUCUCCCACAUGCCCCCCGCCAUGCAGCACCUGCUGCUGCUCUCCCCCACCCAUGCCGCCGCCCUCCAACUGCCGCCCUCCGCCACCCACGCUGCUGAUGCCGCUGGGCGGAGUUCUUCGGCCUUUUCCCGAGAUUCAGCUGGUGCUGAGUCAGCAGAUGCCAGUGGAGGAACGCAGGGAUCAGAAGGUUCUGUUGAGAUGGAGCCAGGUGCAGCAGCUUCAGGUGGUCCGUCGGGUGAUUCGCCAGGUGCCGUGGGUGGCAGCAGUGGUCAGAGUGGGACGGCGGAGAUGGUGGAGGCAGCGCAGCACCUCUCAGCGCUCGUGGCCAAUCUCAGCCUGCCACCUGUCAUCGCCGUCAACGGCGAGUCAGAGAAGCUGGCCCGAGCCCGGUCCGACGUCUCCAGCCCUCCCCGGGCCUCCGGUGCAGGCUUGGCCCGAACCUCAAGCGGCGCUUCUCCCCGGACAGCUGGGAUUAGCUCUGGCGGGGACACGUGGGCAGGAAACAGCAGCAGCAGCACCAGAAGCAGCAGCACGGCCAACCCUAUGACCACCACCAGCAGCAGCACGUCGCGGCCCGUGUCGGCGGCCACGAGUCCGCGCUUCGCCUUCUCCCCCGUGGUGCCCUUUGGCCGCCGCCCUGGGCUCUCCGUGGGCCCCACGCCGCCGCGCCUCUCCGCCUCCGCCCCGGGCACGCCCCUGCACCUCGCCCCCGGGGGCUACUACCUCCACACCCGCCCCUCCCACGGCCGCAGCUUCGGACCGAGGCAAGACGGCAGAUACGGGAGUGCAGGGCUGGGAGGGGAGAGCGGGGGCGAGCGGGUGAGUGCGACUGCUAGCAUGGGGAGGAGCAGGCGGGGGGAGGGGAGGCGGGGGGAGGGGAGGCGGGGGGGAGAGUGGUGCGCACAGCAACGGAGCCGGCCAUGCCCACCGCCUACCACCCCCUGGCCUGACCGCUGGCCUGCUGCUAGCCCCGCCAUUGGGGGGGAGAGCCCAAGACUAGCCCGACCCACAGUAGUGCUGGGGGGGGUACAUUUAUUGGUUUGGAGCUGGCGAGUGGAGCGGAGAGGAGAGUGACCCUGUGGUGCAAGAGGGGUGCACACUGAUGGGGAUGGUGCGCGCUGGCCAACAGUGAUGGGGAUGGUGCGCGCUGGCCAACUGUGCGACCCCAGGAGCGGAAGAGGCAGAGCAGAGGCAAUGAUGCACUUACACACACGCCAGGUUGGCAGUCGGUCGUCGGCCCCAUGCGUGGUGGCGGGCGCCACAGCGUGCCUCGGGAGUCAGGAGGCGCUGCCCUGGAUGGCAUCGAGCCAAGGAGGAGGGAGGGCAUUCCUUGUUGCGUGCCUCGUGCAUUCGUAGGCGACUAAUUUAGCUCCGCGUGGUGAAGUCAAUUGCACUGUUUCUAUCAUGCGGUUGCAACGAAGGUGCCAUGCAUGCAUGCAUGCCUUUCUAAAGCCUCCCAUGUGCACUCCACCGUAAACGCCCGGAUAGAAGACCCCCAUGGAAUAGAAGACACCAUGUCUUGUAUUAGGCGUUUAUAAGACACACUUUUUAAGUCAGUAUGAGACCCAAGUG
Molecule: messenger RNA, 5079 nt
Organism: Closterium sp. NIES-67
Lineage: Eukaryota; Viridiplantae; Streptophyta; Zygnematophyceae; Desmidiales; Closteriaceae
Source: the annotation of a GenBank genome assembly